GCAGUUACUCCUCCACCCAUAGCAUGACCUUUAAAAAAAAAAAGUCCUGUACAUGGUUCGUAUCUAUUUAAGACCUCAUUUUCUGUCACUCGUUGUAUGAUUUCGAUAUCGUAAGUUUUAUUUAAACAUCAGUGAAGCUGAUUAGUGCUAGUGGUAGUACAAAUGAUAAAUCUUCAUUUAAGAAGAUAACAGAAUCAGCAAACUAUUAGAUGGUGACCAACUUGUUUAAGCGGAUGGCUCUAACUAAAUAAUUCCAAGAUACAAAGUGCUAACGAUGACCUUAAACUUUACUUUCAAGACAAACGUAGUGACAGCAGUUACAAAAAGUUACCUCACGUCGGGUAAUUCCUCGCAGUACAGUAAUGCUUCCGUUAACUCCUCGGGUGGUUCUUCGGUCUGCAUGGUUUUCAACUCCAACGCUCCUCUACCCGGGAGCCUUCCCGAGAACAUCGUCAGCAACGAGACUCGCCUGGCAUUCAACUACGCGGUCAACGUCGCGGCCCUGACGGUGUUGUUCUUCGUGAACGUGCCAAGCAUCGUCACCAACAUGAUUGUCUUCUACCACCAGGGGCUGAGGGAGCGCAUCAACUCUGUCUCUUCGUGCUGGCCUUUUCCGACCUCAUGGUCGUCUUUCUCCACUUUGCUUGGAACGUCGACGAGCUGUACGCGCAGUUCACCGGCCACCCCAAUGAUCUGGUCGUCAUGGAGUUCUUCGUCAACAACAACAUCAUCGUCUUCGCUGGCUUCAUCUAUGUGUCCAGCGUCAUGUCAGCCAUCAUCGCCGCCGAGAGGUGCUUCUGCAUCGUCAGCCCCUUUCACUCACAGCACGUUAUUCAAACUAGCACCAUGGCAGCUAUUUUAGUCGUAGUUAACGUCGCGGUAUUAGGAGGUCACUACGUCAUUUCCGCCAAGUGGCAAGUCAUCUGUGUGUUCGACCCCGUGGUUCAAGUCAUGCUUCACAUUUUCUUUUCUAGCGAGUUUUACUUGCAGAACGAGCGUCUCGUCACAAUUUUCGAGGGCAUCAUUUUCGGGAUCGUGAUCCCUGGAAUCUGUUUGCUGGCGGUGAUCGUCAGCACAGUUGUCACGAUCAUCAAACUGAAGCAGCUGUCGGCGUGGCGAGAGAAGUCGGUGUCCAAAGCUGCCUCUGUGACGUCACGGGAAGUGGCCCUCACGCGCAUGCUCGUUGGCACCUCCAUUUUCUUUAUCGUGUGCACCACGCCAGGCUUCGUCUUCCAUACCGCCAUCCCCUUCGUGCCGGAUCUCAGUCUCAGCGGUCGACAGUACAACAUGUACGUUAUCCUUAUCAACAUCCAACAAUUGUUCACUUAUAUCAACUGUUCGUUCAAUUUUCUAAUCUAUUAUAACAUGGGCUCGAAAUAUCGCGAGACGCUCAGAAGCAUGCUAGGUCUGUCCACCCUGAAGACUGCUCACGGCCCGGCUGAUCAGAGCAUAACCACCGCAAGUAAUCUUGACGAAGACAUCCCCUCAUCAGAUUCCGUAUAUACAAAGUCUAAAAAGUUUUAAUAAAAAUAAUUAAAUAAUAUCAUUCAACGUUUUGGAAAACGAGAUUGUUGACACUUUAACAUAUGUCGUCGCCAUUACCGCACGUGUUACUCGUUGAACGAGAAUCCCUCUCGUAACAUCUCGCGUGAGUAAAGAAUGAUGUAAGGCUUUUUCCUAAUUGUGAUAGCCAACAGAUUCAACGACCCUCCCCGGCUUUAGUAAUGAUACCGCGCAUAUGCCAAGAUCUGAUUAUUUCUCAUUAAACACGUUUUGUUAAGGUGAUACUCAGAAACCCAGCUUUUAUGAGCUAUUAUUCUUGACACUGUAUCGAUAUUAACGUCUGCAGUUUCUGAAACUGUUCGACUGCAAUAACUUGAUAUCCCUUUUAAAGAGUUUAUUUGCAUCUUCAUCACUAAAACAGUAUUUAUUAAACCGCUUGUUAACACAUGGAGUUAAUUAAGUUCACUGGCCAAGUUGGACACUUCAUUAUUUCCAAACUUCAUAGUACGCCUACUAAUCCUGGACAUGUAUGAUAUGUGUAAUACAAGCCCGUGGCUAAAUGGUUCAAGAGUAGCAGGACAGCUAAAAGUUACAUUAG
This is a messenger RNA of Pomacea canaliculata, 2101 nucleotides long. RefSeq lists its product as uncharacterized. Gene Ontology annotation, molecular function: G protein-coupled peptide receptor activity. The transcript has 2 exons. Lineage: Eukaryota; Metazoa; Mollusca; Gastropoda; Architaenioglossa; Ampullariidae. The record is from RefSeq and is a predicted model, not a curated record. Gene Ontology annotation, cellular component: membrane. Bases 622 to 1524 code for a protein of 300 amino acids.